Molecule: messenger RNA, 4029 nt
Organism: Rhinolophus ferrumequinum (greater horseshoe bat)
Lineage: Eukaryota; Metazoa; Chordata; Mammalia; Chiroptera; Rhinolophidae
Gene: HS3ST6
Product: heparan sulfate-glucosamine 3-sulfotransferase 6
Exons: 2
Coding region: 86-1114 (342 amino acids)
Molecular function (GO): [heparan sulfate]-glucosamine 3-sulfotransferase activity
Source: RefSeq, a predicted model, not a curated record
GGCGUCAGCGGCCCGAGCGCGGCGCGGACCGGGAUGCGCGCCCUCUUGCAGCCCCCGCUUGCGGGCCUGGGCGCGGUGCGGCUCGAUGGCAGGUAGCGGCGGCCAGGGCGGCGGGGCCGGGGGCGGCCAGGGCGCGGGGCCAGGGCCGGGGGCCGCACUACGGGCUCCUCGUGCGCCUCUGCUGCUCGCCGCUCUGGUUCUGGGCGCCUACUGCCUCUGCGCCCUCCCCGGCCGCUGCCCGCCAGCUGCCCGCGUCCCCGCGCCGGCUCCCGCGCCCGCUGAGCCGUCCCGUGCCGCCCGCAACCUGGAGGCUCCGGUCUUGCCGGUGGCCAGCGGCUCGGGCCGCCGGCGCUUCCCGCAGGCGCUCAUCGUGGGAGUGAAGAAGGGCGGCACGCGCGCCCUGCUGGAGUUCCUGCGCCUGCACCCCGACGUCCGCGCCCUCGGCUCCGAGCCCCACUUCUUCGACAGGUGGUACGAGCGCGGCCUCGCCUGGUACAGGAGCCUGAUGCCACGAACUCUGGAUGGACAGAUCACCAUGGAGAAGACGCCCAGCUACUUUGUGACUCGUGAGGCCCCUUCCCGCAUCCAUGGCAUGUCCCCGGACACGAAGCUGAUCGUAGUGGUGCGGAAUCCUGUCACUCGGGCCAUCUCUGACUAUGCCCAGACGCUCUCCAAGACCCCGGGCCUGCCCAGCUUCCGUGCCCUGGCCUUCCGCCACGGCCUGGGCCCAGUGGACACAGCCUGGAGUGCCGUACGCAUCGGCCUCUACGCCCAGCACCUGGACAACUGGCUGCGCUACUUUCCCCUGUCCCACUUCCUGUUUGUCAGUGGUGAACGCCUGGUCAGUGACCCAGCUGGAGAAGUUGGCCGUGUACAGGACUUUCUGGGCCUCAAACGGGUCGUCACAGACAAGCACUUCUAUUUCAAUGCCACCAAGGGUUUCCCUUGCCUCAAGAAGGCCCAGGGGAGCAGCCACCCCCGCUGCCUGGGCAAGUCCAAGGGUCGGCCCCAUCCCCGAGUGCCCGAGGCCGUGGUCCAGCGUCUGCGGGACUUCUACAGGCCCUUCAACCGCAAGUUCUACCAGAUGACCGGCCAGGACUUCGGCUGGGACUGAGAGGCCAGGCCCGCCUAUGCUCUGCCUGGGGACACUCAGUAACCUUAAUUUAUGCCUGCCACCUUGCCAGAGCAGGCUGUGUGCACAUUCUGGGUAGAGAGAACUAUUUAAGAAAUAAAGUUUGGCUCUGUGUUCUUUCACAUGACCUUAAGGUUGGAGGGUGGGGCUAGCGGUCUACUGCCCAGGGAAACGGUAAUCACACCAGCUAAGUCUAGUGGGCAGUGUUGGAGUGCCAGGAGUGGUCCAGAGUUGAUCCCUUAUAAACCCUUUGAGGUGUGCAGUGAGCUUAGCCAUAUGUCACAGAUGAGCAACUGAGGCUCAGAGAGUUUUAGGGCUGCCCAUGGACACACAGCUUCUGUGAUUCUGGAGGCCGUCCUAGGGCUCUCUUCCCAGCCCUGAGACACUGAGCUGGGUUGUCCCGUGUUCGGGAUGGGGAAACGCCCCACGUUGCCCGCCUGAGUGGUGGGGCAGGAUUAAAGCUGGGUACGUUCACCUCUUCCGGCUGCUCUCAUGACCUCAGCUAAUUUGUCAUCCUAGCGCCCAGUAGACGCUCCCUCCUGGAAGCCUGGUGGGAUUGCUGGACAGUGAGUGUGAGCUGACUCCUGUGUGCAGGCAACGGUGCUUCUCACAGCCUCCUAGCAGCUCCUCACGCAGCCCGGCACUGCCUGCCACAGCCUGUGCCUACAGGUAACACCCACACCACAGGCCCCACCCCCGAGAUCCCGCCCCCACUGCAGGGUGCCCCCACUCAAUGGGCCUGCCCCCUGCCGCAGGCCCUAGAUGCCCCAGUUCUGCACUCACCCAGCUUGCAGGUGCAGGGAGGAUGGGCAGAAAUGGAGGCCCAUCUGCAGCCCAGCUGCCUGCUCAGCUCCUAACCUAGUCGGCCAGAGCGAGGCAGGCUGGGAUGCGCUGUCCACCCCUCUUCCCCCAGGAAUGUGAGGCUCCUCGCUAAUGACUGUCUUGCUCCUGGCCAUAGUGCUGUCUGCCAGGUGCCCACCAGUUGCUCUGACAAUGACUUCCAGAACCCCUGCGGCCCAGACCUGGCAUUCCCUUACUGCGCUGAGCUCUCCUAGGACCCGGCGGUGGGCUCUGCUCUGGCCCUGAUGUGGCCUUUCCACCCCUGGGCUCCUUGGAGCCACUCGCUGUCCAGGGCCCCAGGGUCAGAAUGAGGGAGGAUUUUCAGGGGAGCAGGAGCUUGUCAGUCACCAUGCUCCUUUCUGGAUGACGGUGAGCCCGUGGCCCCACCAGUAUCCAUUGUCACUCUCUUUGUCACACGACCCACCAGUGGUGUGGAACAUGGGGUCCGCUGAUGGUAUGUGAGAAGAGGCUCAGCAGCAGGUGGGGAGGGAGAUGGGGGUGUCUGUCUCCAGGAGACCUGUCCCUUUCCCUCCUAGUUCUGGGCCCAGAGGACAUUCUCAUCUGGAGCUGCCCUGAGGGGCCAGCAGUCUCUCUGGUCCACAUCUGGGCCAGGCCAGGGCAGGGCUGGGGCCUGUUCCCAAGCCACUUUGGUGAAACUGGUGGCAGAUGUGGGUGAGAUGUACCCAUAGCUUCCUCCCCAACUCGGACCUCAGAUGUGGGUGGAGGGCAGUGUUGCCCCAAUGUACAAUAAUGAUGGUGAAGAAGGAGCGCUCUUCAUUUUGGAAUCCCUGCUGGGUGGCGAGCAUGGGGCCUGGCAGCUCUGUCCUCAUUCCUUGUGCAGGAGCCCCACUCAGGGACAGCAUGCACCCCGCCUGGUGGCAAGGGCAGGGGGGAAGGCAAGACAGCCCCUGGCCGAGUUCCCAGCCUGAUCCGUGCACGUUUCUUCUUCUCCUUGGACACACCCUCGUCCAAACUUCUGCCAUUUCAUGCCCGGAUAGCUUCAGGGAUCCCUCACUGAUGCCCUGGCAACUGUUUUAUUCUCCUGCAAAGAGCAGUCCACAUGCAUGGCAGCCAGAGAGGUGUCUUCAGAGUAAACUAGAUCCCACCAUUUUAAAACACUCCAAUCUUCUCCCCUACCCCAUUGCUUCGAGAAUGAAGACUAGAUGCCUGAUCGCAGCUGUUAAGCCCUCUGAGGUGUGCCCGCUUCCAGCCUGUGUGUUCCUCUCACCCCUAAGCUCUUGCCCCUGUCAGCUCCUUCUAUCUACUGUAAUCUUUCCAACCUCAUAGCCUUUGCACAUGCUGUUCCCUCUGCCUAGAAUACCUUUCCCCACAGAAGGUGCACACUGAGAUGGAACCAGCCUUAGAACAGGGCAGCUGUACUCUCUGGGCUUGUUUCCUCCCUUUACUUAGAGUCCCUUUCCCAAGACUGCUAACGUGACCCAUUUUCCCCUUCCUGAAGCUUCUUGGGUACAGAGCUGUGGGGGCCACUAGUUAGUCUGGCUCUGGGCCCAGGCCCAGCUCAGAAGGCAGACUUUGGAAGCUGCGGGGAGAAAGAGAGAACUCGUUUAUUCUACUCACCCUCCUCCCAGUGGAAACCGGGCCUAACCGCCAACGCCAGUGCCAGGUGCCCAACUGGGCCUCAGAACACACUGAGGGCAGAUGUGGUGGGUCCUCCCAGCUGUGUGUGGGGGUGGGGCUCUGUGGGAGAGUCAUCAGCCUUUAAUUAAAGUCCCUAAAUUGCUUCCCCAGCUGCUCAGUGGGUUUUCCAUGUUGGAAUGUUCCAGAAGGGGUGAGAAGUGCUGAUUCAAUUACUCUCUUCCUGUUCCUUCCAGUGGAGAAGGGGCCAGGGACCACUUUUCACCCUCUUACCCCAGCCAGACUGGGAUGGGGUGGGUGGGGGUGAGGGGUCCUCAUGGCCGCGAGAGUCCAGGAAGGGUCCCGGAGAAGCCUGGGAAGUGGCUGCCUGAUUGGAUGGCCAUCAGCUGUGGCUAGGUGGCCGUCAGCUGUAACUAGUGAGCCAUUGGGCACUAAUAUAACGGCCAUGGCUAAGCUAGCAG